Molecule: messenger RNA, 1680 nt
Organism: Phymastichus coffea
Lineage: Eukaryota; Metazoa; Arthropoda; Insecta; Hymenoptera; Eulophidae
Exons: 2
Coding region: 1-1680 (559 amino acids)
Source: RefSeq, a predicted model, not a curated record
AUGUCACCCGUCGAGGGUGCUCUCAAUCAGAAACAGGUCAUAGCAAACGCGAGACUGAAGGAGCAACAAAUACUCGGUUGUCUGAUUGUUGAAAUAUUUUUAGCGGAAAAGUUUCGUGCAAUCUGGGAAGUACGUCGUAGUAAAUAUUCUAAGUGUAACUGUACCAUUGUUAACUCAACUAAUCGAUCCUUACAUCUUAGCACCUUCCCAGCUUAUUGCACUGUACUAUGGCGUCCUGUGGAAACCAGUAGUGAUGCUCAGACACACCAAUCAGAAUCCACAGCAGCAGAAGGACGAAGUCGCCCAAAACCCAAAGCUACCAAGACUGUCGAGGAAAGUGACCACGACCCGAACGCCCGAUCAGGAGUGAAGGCACAUAAGGUUCGCCCGCUUUCUAAGGUACCUAGUCAAGCUAAUCCGCCCUACCUUGUUGAUCCAAGUACCUCAGAGGACGACACAGCCGAUCCGACAGGGAAGCUACGACGAUCUAAACGUACCCAACAAGCCUCAGUAAUGAGUGGAGCAUGCAAUCAUAAGAAGGCCGACGCUGUCGUAAAACAGCCGGUUAGGAAGGGCAGAAAUUUACGAAGGUUACCGCCGCAUGGGGCCGCCGACCAAUCUGAGAUACAUCUGAAGCUUUCGGAGUGUACAGGAACUAUUCGCCGAGUCACCAGAACGAAGAGAGGCGUCGCUGAAUCGAGUGGAGUAGAUAAAGGGACCGAUACCGACGAGCCAGCCAUCAGGGAGAGCCGAAGGACUGGCCGGGGCGAAGAGUCUUUUAGGAGGGCGGACCUGAACCGAUCCUUGCUUCCGUUGGGAGAAGAAGACCGAAUAGAACUACCAAUUGGACCAGAAACCAGCCGGAAGGGUGACCUGACCGGGUAUGGACAGGAAAGAUCUAGGACAUCAUGCAGUAGACUGCUGCGCCCUAGUGAGGAUUGGCUCAUCAGUUCACACCGCCAGACGAAGACUUCUGCCUACGUGGGUGCCUUAUCAUCAGAUGAUACGGCCAGUGAGAGCGAUAGGAGGACGUCUCCACGUAAACCCUCUUCGAAGCAGCAUAAGCAAAGACACCCUAAGCAUUCGAGUCUGGACCGACGUAGCGAUAAACGCGGUAAUCGAUCGCACACGACUGACUGCAGAUCCCCUGAUCAGACUAUCAGACGACCAACUAAAUCGACUCGCUCUGGCAAGUCUAAAUCGAAGCAAGUGAGCCCAAGCCCUGUGCGAUCACAUGGAAAGACCCACUGCUGCGACCAUGACUCACCGAAGCCACGAGUACAUCAGAGGCACGAGAGCUACGGUCGAAGACAUAGGCAUGAGAAAGAUGAUCGGCAUUCAAGACGCUCCCAUCGAAGUAGGGAUUCGUCUUCGGAUUCAGACAGCAGCAGUGAGCGAGACAGUCCAGCCCGCCGCCAUAAACCCGUUAAGGUCCAGUCACACCAUCGUCAUAGGGAUGACCGCGACCAUUGGCGUGAACCUGAACGCUACGCAUCUGAGACCAGCGGAUCAGAGUACUCGAGUGACCUCCAGAGUAGUCCGGACCAACGGCGUCCGUAUCGGGACAGGCAUUAUGAGGAGUACGAUGUAGCUAAACGCGAUUUGAGGAACAUCAGGAUACUGGAAAGCAGAAAGAUUAAAUAUAAUGGAUUAGACGGCCCAGAAGAGUUCAUCGGAUAA